Rhinolophus ferrumequinum (greater horseshoe bat) is the source of this 2990-nucleotide messenger RNA. RefSeq names its product transmembrane protein 260 (gene TMEM260). The transcript is spliced from 16 exons. The record is from RefSeq and is a predicted model, not a curated record. Lineage: Eukaryota; Metazoa; Chordata; Mammalia; Chiroptera; Rhinolophidae. The coding region runs from base 111 to 2234 and encodes 707 amino acids.
CCCGGAAGUCGCUGCGGCUGCCGCGCGGGCUCGGCUCGCACGGAGAAGCCGCGCUCAGCCCCGCGUUCCUGGGCUCGCCCGGGGCCUGUUUCCUCGGCCCCCACUGGUCCAUGGGUCUCCAUGGCGACGGCAGGGGCCCGGCCCGGGGGCGGGCAGCCCGAGCGGGGUCCCGGCGCUCCGGGGGCCUGUGCGGCAGCGCUGCUGUGUUCGCCGCUGUGGCGGGCGUGUUCACCCUCACGCUGCCCCCCUCGGUGCCGGGGGGAGACUCGGGGGAACUGAUCACAGCCGCACAUGAGCUUGGAGUUGCCCAUCCUCCUGGCUAUCCUUUGUUCACUCUGGUGGCUAAACUGGCCAUUAAACUAUUUCCUUUUGGUUCAGUUGCCUACCGAGUCAAUCUUCUGUGUGGCUUAUUUGGAGCAGGAGCUGCAUCAUUCCUUUUCUUCACCGUUUUCAGGCUUUCUGGCUCCUAUGCUGGAGGAAUCCUUGCUGCGGGGGUGUUUUCAUUUUCUCGUCUAACAUGGCAGUGGUCCAUUGCAGCAGAGGUUUUUAGCUUAAACAAUCUGUUCGUGGGGCUGCUUAUGGCUCUUACUGUACAUUUUGAGGAGGCAGCAACUGCAAAAGAAAGAUCAAAGAUAGCUAAAAUUGGUGCUUUCUGCUGUGGCCUUAGCUUAUGUAACCAGCACACAAUAGUACUCUAUGUUUUGUGCAUAAUACCGUGGAUUCUUUUUCGACUUUUAAAAGAAAAGGAAAUCUCCCUGGGUUCUUUGUUGAAGUUGAGCUUGUACUUCUCAGCUGGUCUGCUGCCCUAUGUCUAUCUUCCUAUCUCAUCCUACGUCAAUCAAGCCCGCUGGACCUGGGGAGACCAGACAACAUUGCUAGGAUUUUUGACUCAUUUUCUCAGAGAAGAAUAUGGAACAUUCAGUCUGGCCAAAUCUGAAAUAGGAUCCAGUAUGUCUAAAAUUUUACUUUCUCAAGUAACAAAUAUGAGGACCGAACUCUCAUUGAACAUUCAAGCCCUUGCAGUUUGGGCAAAUAUAUGUUUAGCAAGAAAGGACAGACAGAACCCAUCAUUAGUAUGGCUUUUUACUGGAAUGUUUUGCAUUUAUUCAUUGUUCUUUGCUUGGAGGGCAAAUUUAGAUAUUUCAAAACCACUUUUCAUGGGUGUGGUGGAAAGGUUCUGGAUGCAGAGCAAUGCGGUGGUGGCUGUCCUCGCCGGCAUCGGGCUGGCUGCUUUGGUUUCUGAGAGUAACCGAGUGCUGAACACCAACGGGCUUCAGUGUCUGGAAUGGCUUUCAGCAACUCUUUUUGUGAUUUACCAAAUAUAUUCCAAUUACAGCAUUUGUGACCAAAGGACCAAUUAUGUGAUCGAUAAAUUUGCAAAGAACCUUCUAGCCUCUAUGCCUCAUGAUGCAAUUAUCUUACUCAGAGGAGAUCUGCCAGGAAAUUCUCUCCGCUACAUGCAUUAUUGUGAGGGACUGAGGCCAGAUAUUUCAUUAGUGGAUCAGGAAAUGAUGACAUAUGAGUGGUAUUUACCCAAGAUGGCAAAACAUUUACCAGGUGUCAACUUUCCUGGGAACCGGUGGAAUCCUGUGGAAGGAAUAUUACCUAGUGGAAUGGUCACAUUUAAUCUUUAUCAUUUUCUUGAAAUAAAUAAACAAAAACAAACAUUUGUUUGCAUAGGAAUUCAUGAAGGUGACCCAACCUGGAAAAAGAACUAUUCACUUUGGCCAUGGGGUUCUUGUGACAAAUUAGUUCCUUCAGAGAUUGUAUUCAACCCUGAGGAAUGGAUUAAACUUACAAGAAACAUCUAUAACUGGACUGAAGAAUAUGGACGGUUUGAGCCAUCUUCUUGGGAAUCUGUGGCCAAUGAGGAGAUGUGGCAAGCAAGGAUGAAAACACCAUUCUUCAUUUUUAACCUGGCAGAAACUGUGAAAAUGCCUUCAAAUGUGAAAGCUCAACUCUACACUCAUGCAUAUGACCUUUAUAAGGAGCUUGUCUCUUCGCGGAAGGAGCACCCAGUGAACUGGCACAAGAACUACGCCAUCGCCUGCGAGCGGAUGCUGCGCCUCCGGCCGAGAGGCGCGGACCCCGAAGUCUUGUUGUCUGAAACCAUCCGACAUUUCCGUCUCUACACCCAGAAAGCACGGAAUGAUCCACAACUGGCUGAUAUUUCCGUUGCUCUGAAACACCUAAGAAAUGAACUGCAAAGUCUGAGAAAUAGGAAAAAUGUCUGAGACAGCAAAAUGGGAAAAAACGUGCUCCUUAUUCUGCUUCUGAAAUUCUGAGGUCCAAAAGUUUUCCUCCAAGAAAAGAAACUGUAUCAAAAAUUGAAGACUAGGUCACCUCCCAGGCAGCAGUACUGGCACAGCAGUACUGUUUCAUUGGGGGGGUAUUAGUGACGGAGGUGUGCUAUUUAUGCAAAUUCUGUUUAUCCCAUGUUACCAAAUGAGCAGUUCAGUAAGAAUCUUUCCAAAAUUCUUCCUACUUCCACAGUCUUUCAUCUAAUGACGUUGCUUGAUUGGAUUCUAAAAGAGAAUGGACUCUUUUCAUAUACUUAAAAUGUUGAUCAUCAAUCUUUUAAGGGUCCUGCUUAUUGGGAUCAAUCUUGAAGGUGAAAUUCUUAAAACAUUAAUACUAGACCAAAGACAUUUUCUGUUUUCCAAAAGUGAAUUUUUUUUUAAAGAAUGAAUCUUGUUAUGUUACAAGUUAGAAUUCCUUUUUUUUCCCUUUGCGUAGCUGUGGUUGUUACACAAUCUCAUGCUGCAAGCUAAAUACCAACUGGAUGAUAGUUUGAACAAAGUUGGGAUUUUACUGUCUUAGAUAAUUCUCAGAAAGCACUGAAAAACAAAGCUAAUUCGUUGUCUGCUUUUUUUUCAGUUGCAUAAACUGAUUGGCAAGUAAAAAGGAUUUUGCAUUUCUUCAAUUAAUUUUAUAUUUAUGUUUUACUUCUAUUUGGACUCACAAAUCUGUGCCCAAUAAUAAGUAGGCUC